UAAUAGACUCAUGAUGAGCAGAAAGACACUGAGUGACGUCCUCGUGCAGGGACUGGAGGAUCUUGCAGAGCAAGACUUUAAAAAAUUUAGACACAAAUUAUCUGAGUUUGCCUUUGAUGACAAACCCUCAAUCCCCUGGAGUAAACUGGAGAAGGCUGACAGGAUAGAUGCUGCGAGACUCCUGAAAGAACACUAUGGUCAGGAGAGUGCUGUGGACGUAGCUAUCAAAAUCUUCUCUACCCUCAAUCUCAACAACUCUGCCUUGAAACUCGAACAGGGAAAAAAGACAGCUUUGGGUCCUCAGCAAACUCCUGAAACAUCAGCAAAUGCUUACAGAGAGAAGUAUAGAGAACAUAUACGAAACAAAUACAGCGCAAUAAAAGACAUGAACACUCGUCUUGGUGAGAAUGUGAAGCUAAACAACAGAUACACAAAGCUGAUCAUUGUAAAUGAACAUCGUCACAAAAAGCAGAGAGAACAUGAAAUAAUGGCCUUGGGACGGAAACAUGCAGAAAUCAUGGCUGAGCAUGCUAGUCCUAUCACCAUAGCCAAUUUAUUUGACUCUGAUAAAGAUGGACAGUCACCACAAAUUGUCGUGCUGCAGGGAGCUGCAGGGAUUGGAAAAACACUGACAGCAAGAAAGAUCAUGUUGGACUGGGCAAAUGAAGAACUGUAUCAGAGCAGGUUUGAUUAUGUUUUCUACAUAAAUUGUAGGGAACUUAACUUUGUCAGUGAGCAGGGACGUGUUGAAGAUUUGAUCUUCAAGAACUGUCCUGAUCAAAAUGCACCAACUAAAGAGAUUUUGAUGAAUCCAGAAAAACUCCUGUUCAUAAUUGACGGUUUUGAUGAACUGAGUUUUUCCUUUAAUCGGUCAGAAAGUAAUUUCUCCUUUGAUCCCUGUGAGAAGCAGCCAGUGGAAAUUAUACUGAGCAGUUUAUUUAGGAAAAAAGUGCUUCACAAAUCCCACUUAAUAAUUACUACAAGGCCAACAGCUCUGGAGACACUCAGGCAGUGGUUGGGAGAUGAACGUUGUGCAUAUGCAGAGAUCUUGGGAUUUUCUAAAGAUGAGAGAAAAGAAUAUUUCUACAACUUCUUUGACAAUGAAGAACAAGCAAUAAAAGCCUAUAACUUUGUAAAAGAUCGUGAAAUGCUCUUCACCAUGUGCUUUAUUCCCAUUGUGUGUUGGAUCAUCUGCACUGUUCUGAAACAACAGAUGGAAGCAGGUGAAGAUCUUGCACAAACUUCAAGAACGGUCACUGAUGUCUACAUGCUCUAUCUCUCCAGUCUGAUGAAAGGUCACAGCAGUAAUUCAAAGCAACAGAUACAAAUGAACUUGAAGGGACUUUGUUCCUUGGCUGCAGAUGGAGUAAAGAGGCAGGAAAUACUCUUUAAGGAAGAUGAAAUCAAGCAGCAUGGCUUAGAUACAGCUGACUCUCUCUUUCUGAAUGAGAACAUGUUUCAGAAAGACAUUGGCUGUGAAUAUGUCUACAGCUUCAUUCACUUGAGUUUUCAAGAAUUUUUUGCAGCUUUAUCUUGUGUGUUGCAGAAAGAAGAAACAACAGUGGAAGAUUCAGAAACUAUUCUGAAAAAUGUCAAGAUGUUGUUGAAAAGGGAUACAAACAAUGGGAAUUCUUCCACAUUAACAGUGCGAUUCCUGUUUGGUCUUUUAAAUGAUGCGAGAAAGGAGGAUUGGGAGAAAAUACUUAGCUGUAAAAUUUCACCACUAAUUAAAGAAAUUUUACUAAAGUGGGUUGAAGAAAAACCCAUUUUGUCAUUGUUCAGUUACGUUGGUGAGAAGACUAUUUCCUAUCUUGAGGAGUUGCACUGUUUGUAUGAAAUUCAAGAAAAAAAAUUUGUGCAGAGUGCAAUGAAUCGUUACACUGAGCUAAAAUUAACUGACCAUUACUUUACCAAAAUGGAUCAAAUUGUUCUUUCAUUCUGUGUAAAGCAUUGCUGUAAACUGGAGUCACUUCAUCUAAGUGUGUGUUCCUUUCAAAUGGAAGAUGAAGAUAUGCCAAGACUGUGCAAGCAGCCACAUUGGGCACAUCAUCAGGAUAAGCCGCAUCAUUCUCCUAUUUACCUGCUCUGCCAAGCACUGAAGGCUUCAAACUCUAAUUUAAAGACUCUAAACUUGUGGAUGUGUGAUCUCCCAAGUGCUUCCUGCAUGGAUCUCGCCUCUGUCCUCAGCACCAGCCAGAGCCUGACAGAGUUGGAUCUGGGUGCUAAUAACCUGGGAGAUGCCGGAGUGAAGCUGCUGUGUGCGGGACUGACAUACACAAACUGCAAACUGCAGAAACUGGGCUUUGAGGAGUGUGAUCUCACAGACACUUGCUGUGGGGAUCUCGCCACUCUUCUCAGAACCAACCAGAGCCUGACAGACCUGAAGCUGGGUGGUAAUAAAUUGGGAGAUGCCGGCGUGAAGCUGCUGUGUGAGGGACUGAAACAAAACUGCAAAUUACAGAGCCUGAACUUGGAGGAGUGCGGUGUCGCAGACGCUGGCUGUGGGGAUCUCGCUGCUGUUCUCAGAGCCAGCCAGAGCCUGGCAGAGCUGGACCUAAGUGGUAAUAAACUGGGAGAUGCCGGCGUGCGGCUGCUGUGUGAGGGACUGACACACCCGAAUUGCAAAUUAGAGAAACUGCGGCUGUGCGAUUGUGGUCUCAAUGCUGCAUGUUGUGGGGAUCUCUCCUCUGUUCUCUGCGCCAGCCAGACCCUGACAUACCUAGAUCUAAGGCGGAACAAACUGGAGUAUUCAGGAAUGCGGCAGCUGUGUGAGGGGCUGAAACAUCCAAACUGCAAACUGCAGAGACUGGGCUUGGAGGAGUGCGAUGUCACAGCUGCUGGCUGCGGGGAUCUCGCUGCUGUUCUCAGAGCCAGCCAGAGCCUGGCAGAGCUGGACCUGCGCGGUAAUGAUUCUCUGGGAGAUGCCGGCGUGCAGCUGCUGUGUGAGGGAUUGAAACAGCCAAACUGCAGAUUAGAGAGACUGCGGCUGUGCGAUUGUGGUCUCAAUGCUGCAUGUUGUGGGGAUCUCUCCUUUGUUCUCUGCACCAGCCAGACCCUGACAUACCUAGAUCUAAGGCGGAACAAACUGGAGUAUUCAGGAAUGCGGCAGCUGUGUGAGGGGCUGAAACAUCCAAACUGCAAACUGCAGAGACUGGGGGUGGACUUUGGCCAUCCAACUCCAGAGAUGGAGGCAGAGCUGGAUGCUGUGAAAAAGAUAAAACCUGGUUUGAACAUAAAGAUAUAGCUGGAGGACUGAGUGGGAGCCAUUGCACCAACAUGGCUCUGGGAUUAUGAAAUGGAGGGGUCUGGUAACAUCCCCCCCCCCCACCCUUUUAGUUUCUCACUGCAGGGGGGUGACCCAGGAACCAUCUUUGGAUCCAGAUCCUCUUCCAAUAGCUCAGUCAUUAUUUGUUGUAUGUUUCUUCCCCUACCCCUCACCCUCAAUUUCAUACAAUUCCCAGUCGUUAAGGCAGCAUUCUGUGUCUGUCUCCAACAUUUGUUUAUGCCAAAUGGAUGGUUUUGGGUCAGUUUUGCUGCAGCUCAAUAAAGAUCAUGAAUCAAGAACUAA
This is a messenger RNA of Caretta caretta (loggerhead turtle), 3568 nucleotides long. RefSeq names its product NACHT, LRR and PYD domains-containing protein 12. The record is from RefSeq and is a predicted model, not a curated record. Gene Ontology annotation, cellular component: cytoplasm. Lineage: Eukaryota; Metazoa; Chordata; Testudines; Cheloniidae. Gene Ontology annotation, molecular function: protein binding.